UAUUGAUGAACGGUGAAGAUUUGCGCAGGUCGUAAAAUUGGAGAGGAAUAGCAGGAGUGGAUCCGGAUCCAACGAUCCUUCUCCAUUACCACACUCCACUCUCCCGCCGAUCUCCGCCGUUUCUCCACCAUCCCUCAUGCGUCAGUUCUGAAAAACAUCAAAUUUAUUCUCUUUUCUUUGUCUUUUUUUUUUGUUCUGUCAACAAUGAGAAUGAGGUUUUACAACAAUCUUAUCUUAAUCCCUUCGAAGAAUCUUCGCCGCUCUUUCUCACAACUCACCACUACCACCCCACCAACACAACAUUUUCCCGAGAAAAUUCUUUCACCCCCUAAUUUUCCCGAGAAAAUUACUUCACCUAAAUCUAAAUCCUCCAAACCCAGUUCUAAAAAUAAAAUCUUGAAGACCCUCUUACGCCACAAGUCUAAACCCAAAUCAGCUCUAAGAUUCUUCCAAAUUGUUGAGAGAAAACGUGGGUUUGUUAAAACCGUUGAUGUUCUCUGUUUAUUGCUUCACAUUCUAUCUUCAACUCAAGAAACUCACCAUUCUGUUCGAUCUUUGCUCAACAACUAUGUUUUUGCUGAUUCUAGUCCUUCUGCGAAAGUAAUUGUGGAACAGUUAUUAGAGUGUUCAGGAAGGUAUGGUUUUGAAUCGGAUUCGCGGGUUUUUAAUUAUUUGUUGAAUAGUUUUGUUAGAGUUAAUAAGAUUACAGAUGCUGUUGAGUGUUUUAGAACUAUGUUAGAGCAUGAUGUGAUUCCUUGGGUUCCGAUUAUGAACAUUCUUUUGACUGCUAUGGUUAGGAGGAACAUGAUUAGUGAUGCACGCGAAUUGUAUGAUGAAAUGGUUGUGAGAGGAAUUUAUGGUGAUUGUUACACUUUACAUGUACUUAUGCGCGCGUGUUUGAAAGAAGAAAAAUUUGAGGAGGCUGAGAAGUUUUUCGAGGAGGCUAAGGGUAGAGGAUUGAAGCUUGAUGCGGCUGCAUAUAGCAUUGUUGUUCAGGCGGUUUGUAAUCGGAUGGACUUGAAUUUGGCGUGUGAGUUGUUGAAGGAGAUGAGGGAGUUUGGUUGGGUUCCGUCUGAGGGUACGUAUACUACUGUUAUUGUUGCUUGUGGGAAGCAGGGAAACUUUGUGGAGGCUUCGAGGCUUAAGGAUGAGAUGGUGAGCAACGGUUUACGUAUGAACUUAGCUGUUGCAGGUAGCUUGAUGAAAGGGCAUUGUAUGCGAGGAGAUGUGAAUCUUGCGCUGCAGUUGUUUGAUGAGAUUGUUGAGGGUGGUGUUGUUCCUCAUGUGGGUGUGUUCUCGCUUUUGAUCAAUGGCUGCUCAAAGAUUGGGAAUAUGGAGAAGGCAUGUGAACUUUACACCCAAAUGAAACUCUCGGGAAUCCAGCCUACUGCUGCAAUUAUAAAUUUUCUGUUGAAAGGAUUCUCAAAACAGAAUUUGCUCGAAAAUGCAUACGGAUUGCUUGAUGAGGCAGUUGAACUUGGUAUCGCAAAUGUUGUUUCAUAUAACAUUCUUUUAUUGUGGCUCUGUGAAAUAGGAAAGGUUAACGAGGCUUGUAAUUUAUGGGACAAGAUGAUGAGUAAGGGUAUUACAUCUUCACUAGUUUCUUACAACAAUUUAAUACUUGGUCACUGCAAAAAGGGUUGCAUGGAUGAUGCCUACAGUGUGUUGAAUAAUAUUCUUGAAAGGGGUCUGAAACCAAAUGCUGUCACAUACACUCUUUUAAUAGAUGGUUUUUUCAAAAAGGGUGAUUCAGAGAGAGCCUUUGCUGUGUUUGAGCAAAUGGUGGCUGCAAAUAUUGUGCCUCCAGACCACACAGUGAACACCAUUAUAAAUGGUUUGUGUAAGACCGGCCAGGUGUCUAAGACACAGGACAUGUUGAAAAAAUUUAUCACGAAAGGUUUUGUUCCCACUGCCAUUACUUAUAAUAGCAUCAUAAAUGGAUUUGUCAAGGAAGGUGAAAUUGGUUCUGCACUUUCUGCCCAACGGGAGAUGUGCGAAAAGGGAAUUUCUCCUAAUGUUAUCACUUAUACUAGUUUGAUUAAUGGAUUUUGCAAAUGUAAUAAGCUUGAUCGUGCUUUGGAAGUGCAUAAUGAUAUGAAACACAAGGGUAUGGAAUUAGAUGUUAUUGAAUAUGGUGCUCUCAUUGACGGUUUCUGCAAAAUGCAAGACAUGGAAAGUGCAAGCAAAUUCUUCACUGAACUUUUGGAUGUUGGUUUGACUCCUAAUGCAGUUGUUUAUAACAGCAUGAUUAGUGGCUUCCGACAUUUGAAUAAUAUGGAAGCAGCACUUAACUUGCACCAGAAAAUGAUAAUGAAUAAGAUUCCAUGUGAUUUGCAGAUAUACACCACAUUGAUCGGUGGGCUUUUGAAAGAAGGUAAAUUGAGUUCUGCUUUAGAUCUUUACUCAGAGAUGCUUUUCAAGGGUAUCGUGCCUGAUACUGUCAUGUAUACAGCUCUAAUAAAUGGACUCUGUAAUCAUGGUCAGCUAGAAAAUGCAAGCAAGAUUCUAAAGGAGAUGGAUGGGAAUAAUAUAACUCCUUCAGUUCUUAUUUAUAACAUUUUAAUUGCUGGAAAUUUUAGGGAGGGCAAUCUGCAUGAGGCUUUUAGACUGCAUGAUGAGAUGCUUGAUAAAGGUCUUGUGCCUGAUGAUACUACUUAUGAUAUUCUUGUAAAUGGAAAGCUCAAGGUAUCACAUACUCUUGCUGGAGUUUAAUUCAAUUGCAAACAAGUCUUGGAGAAAGUUAUUGAAUGACUUGAAAUUGGUCCAAUAUUCCAUUGUUUACAAUGCGGCACCGUCACUUUAGAUUGAAGGUGUGUCUAGUGUCUAACACUGAACACAUGUUUACAUUUUCUCAAAUUAUUACCGGUGUCAACAUGUCAGUGUCAGUAUGUGUUUGUGUCUAUGUCAGUGCUUCAUAGAUUGUGUAUCUUAUAGACCUAGAAAUCUGGACCAAAACUCCGUUCAUGACGUCUUCCAUAGAUUGUGUAUCUUAUCGGUAUCCUUUAGUGUAAUCAUAGGAAAAGUGAAUUCUAUCAGUUAGAUUCUUUCUUUGCCAAGAGCAUAAUAAUGUCAUGAGCCAGAUAUUGUGCAGAGAAUCAAGCUUUUUGGUAUGGAGUUUCAAAUAACUGCAGUGUAGCAUGGAUUAUCAGUGGGGAUAUUAGCAAUGGAAAAGACACACAGCUCAGGUGUGAUCUUAACAAUACUCUAGUUUCCUUUUACAUAUGAAUUGUAAUUUUAAGUUUAUUUUGUGAGAUAGAAAAAGGUCGUAUUAUUUGAUCUUCUUGCUUUACAAAUAACUGUUUGAUUCCAAACUUGCCCCUUUUUACUUGACAAGGAUGGAUAAGUUGUUUCCUUUUCACUUAAUAUUAAUCAAUCACAUGGGACUAAUUUUAGUUUAGAAUGGGAUAGUGUGUUUAUGACUCAUAAAAUUAUAUCAUUUCAGUUUUAACAUACCAUAUAUUUAUAGGUCCUUGAAGUUUGAUCCGUCAAUGAAGUCUAUGCUUUUUUAUAGUGUGGGGGUUAGGGUAGUGAAAUUUAAGCAAACACUUUGCCAUAUCUGCCAUUUCUUGAAUGGAGUUGGCGACUUAGUAUAUUGAUCAUUUUGUAUAGUCUCUCUGGUUGCUUGCUGUGGCCUCUGAUUAUCCAGCUCCUUCUACUUAUGCCUGUGAGGACAUUGCCAAUUACUAUUCCCCUUUGAAGCAUUUGAGAUUAAAAGGCGAAGCACUCACGAGAAAAUUGAAUACCAUCAUUGCUCCGCAUUAUUCAUUGUCCUACCAAGAGGUUAUUCCUGGUUUUAAAUAUACUGUGUGUGUAACCUCAGUUUUGAUUUUAAGUAUUGUACCACCACUUGUUUGCUAUGCUAAGGUUUCCUCUUCGAUUUGGAUUCCACAGUAAAUGUGUGAUUCUAAUUCUAAAUAAAAUAUUCAAGUGUUAUUGUUUAUUGCAUAUGAUAAUAUUUUUCAUAAGAUUAAGAAGAAAAAGACAAGGUAAGUGGAUAAUCCUUUUUUA
Trifolium pratense (red clover) is the source of this 4008-nucleotide messenger RNA. Its product is annotated as pentatricopeptide repeat-containing protein At3g54980, mitochondrial-like. The record is from RefSeq and is a predicted model, not a curated record. Gene Ontology annotation, molecular function: protein binding. Lineage: Eukaryota; Viridiplantae; Streptophyta; Magnoliopsida; Fabales; Fabaceae. The transcript has a single exon. The coding region runs from base 205 to 2712 and encodes 835 amino acids.